This is a messenger RNA of Brassica oleracea var. oleracea, 1176 nucleotides long. RefSeq names its product cytochrome b-c1 complex subunit Rieske-4, mitochondrial-like. Gene Ontology annotation, cellular component: membrane. The coding region runs from base 96 to 920 and encodes 274 amino acids. The record is from RefSeq and is a predicted model, not a curated record. The transcript is spliced from 2 exons. Gene Ontology annotation, molecular function: 2 iron, 2 sulfur cluster binding; quinol-cytochrome-c reductase activity. NCBI's taxonomy places the organism in Eukaryota, Viridiplantae, Streptophyta, Magnoliopsida, Brassicales, Brassicaceae. Gene Ontology annotation, biological process: mitochondrial electron transport, ubiquinol to cytochrome c.
UUGACGUUUUCUCGAACAAAAGGACUAAUCUUUUUCGUUUUGUUUCAUCGGCAGGCCAAGCCUUCAUCAUCCCCUAACGUUAGGAUUGAGCGAAGAUGCUGCGAGUUGCAGGGCGGAGGCUUUUCUCGAUUUCACAGAGAUCAUCUACGGCGACCUCCUUUGUACUUUCCCGAGAUCAUCCCAUCUCCAAUGGAGGCGACUCGUCUUCCACCCCCAGAUCUGUUCCCUCUGCAGAUCUUUCAUCUUUCAACUCUUACCACCGGAGCCUUAUAAGAGGUUUCUCAUCUCAAGUCAUUACUCAAGGGAACGAGAUAGGUUUUGCCUCUGAAGUCCCAGCCACCGUCGACGCUGUCAAAACACCCAACUCAAAGAUUGUCUAUGACGACCAUAACCAUGAGCGUUACCCACCUGGUGACCCUAGCAAGCGUGCAUUCGCCUAUUUCGUCCUCUCAGGUGGGAGGUUUGUCUACGCCUCUAUUCUCCGCCUUCUUGUUCUGAAGCUUAUAGUCAGCAUGUCCGCAAGUAAAGAUGUCCUUGCCCUUGCUUCCCUCGAGGUUGACCUCGGGAGCAUCGAACCGGGAACUACGGUUACUGUGAAGUGGCGUGGUAAGCCCGUCUUCAUCAGGAGAAGAACAGAAGAUGACAUCAAGCUUGCCAAUAGCGUGGAUCUUGGUUCUCUGAGAGACCCGCAAGAAGAUGCGGUUAGAGUUAAGAAUCCGGAGUGGCUAGUCGUGGUUGGAGUCUGCACUCACUUGGGAUGCAUCCCGUUGCCGAAUGCUGGUGAUUACGGUGGCUGGUUUUGUCCGUGUCAUGGUUCGCAUUAUGAUAUCUCUGGAAGGAUUAGGAAAGGUCCUGCGCCGUAUAACCUGGAAGUACCAACCUACAGCUUCUUGGAAGAGAACAAGUUACUCAUUGGUUGAUGAAUAAUAGCACUACACACAGUGUCUGUGUCUCAGAAGAUACUUAUAUGUUUUUUUUUGUUUUUGUUUUUGUUUUAUAUAUAUUCCGGCUAAAAUUUUAGCCUGCAAGCUCGCUUGCCUCACACUUCGGUCUCUCAGAAAGUAAAAGAUCGUCUUGGUUGUGCCUGAAUAAUACAAACUUUUGUUACUUGUAUGACCGGUGAAAACACCACACCGUUCAUAUAUCUGUCUUUAUCGUUUGAAAAUAAUUUUUGUA